Aspergillus heteromorphus CBS 117.55 is the source of this 1210-nucleotide messenger RNA. Its product is annotated as aromatic alcohol reductase. The record is from RefSeq and is a predicted model, not a curated record. The coding region runs from base 237 to 1145 and encodes 302 amino acids. The transcript has 3 exons. NCBI's taxonomy places the organism in Eukaryota, Fungi, Ascomycota, Eurotiomycetes, Eurotiales, Aspergillaceae. Gene Ontology annotation, molecular function: oxidoreductase activity.
UACUAAUGUUGAUGCUCUUUCACGUUCUAUCCAUGGGAAUUAUUACCUGCCUCAGGUUGCAACACCACCCCCGCUAAUAAUACAAUCUCUCCUCGAUUGUUUUCCUCUCUUCCGUUCGUUCCCCUCAGAGAAUGAAUUAAUAAUAAACCACCCGCCAUCAAUCCCAAUCCCAAUCCCAACAACACAACACAACACAUCACAUAACAUAACAUAAUAUCGACGAAGAAAAUACAACCAUGACCACCACUAUCCAGAAAGUGGCCAUCUUCGGGGCAUCGGGCAACUUUGGAACCCCCAUCACCGCCGCCCUCCAACGCGCCGGCUUCAACAUCACCAUCAUCACCCGCACCGAGUCCUCCUCGACUUUCCCCGCCGGCCUGCCCGUCAUCCGCACCAGCUACACCCUCGAGAACCUGACCACUGCCCUGGCCGGCCAGGAUGCCGCCAUCUGCGUGGUCGGCCCCGGCGGCAUCGGCGCGCAGGUCACCAUGAUCGAGGCCGCCGAAGCCGCGGGCGUCAAGCGAUUCAUCGUCGACGACUUCGGCUGGGGCCCGGAUUUCCGCAACCUGCCGGAAUUCCGCGCCAUUCACGCUCAUCGGCGCGCCGGGUGGGAACUGGCCAGAGCGAAGGCCGAGGCGAAUCCCAACUUUACGUUCACUGGUAUCACCUCGGGGAAUCCGAUUGAUUGGGCAAUGAAGCGAUUCCCUCUGAUGGGCUUCGACAUCGCCCAGUGUUCAGCCCUCAUCUACGACUCUGGCACGGAGAAAUUCACCGCCACCACCCUGGCAGGCAUCGGGCAGUCGGUCGUCGGCGUCCUGCAGCACCCGGACGAGACGGCGAACCGGUUCGUGAAGGUGCUGUCGCUCAUCACCAACCAAACCGAGCUGCUGGAGGCCUUCCAGCGCGUCACGGGCCGACAAUGGCCGGUGCAGCGCGCCUCCGCGCAGACUCUGAUCGAGAGCGGACAGCGCAAGUUCCAGGCGGGCAUGGGCGGCUGGGUGUUGGAGUUGGUGGUCGCGCAGAUGUACGACGAAGGACAGGCCCGAUGUGUCAUGGCUCCUUCGUGGGAGGCGUCGGAUUCCCCCCUGUUGGGGGUGAAGAAUGAGAGUGCGGAUGAGGUGGUGGCCAAGGUUUUGCAGAUGUGAGCAUGUUGUUGUUGUUGUUGUUGUUGUAUGUAGUGAAUUUGAGCAUUGAGACCCCAAUCUGGGCA